GCGCGACGGUAGGAGCAACGGGCGAUCUCUGAGGAUGCUGCUCUCUGGAGCUUCUUGCAGUCGCUUAGGGAUCCGUUAGAAGUAAGCUUUCAGAUAAGUGAGGCCCCCCACAGAGCUGCUUUGGGACACCGAAGGGGAAAAUGGAACUGUCAGGAAUGAAAAAGAAGAGUUUGCUAGCCAUCAAAGAAAAUAAUAAAAAGUCCAGCACUAGGGCUCCCUCUCCGACCAAGCGCAAAGACCGGACUGAAGAGAAAUCCAAGGACCGGUCCAAGGACAAACCAGCCACAAAGGAGUCCGGCGAAAAAGACCGUGGGCGCGACAAAACCCGCAAAAGGCACAGCGCCUCCAGCGGCAGCAGUAGCACCAGGUCUCGGUCAAGUUCCACCUCCAGUUCAGGGUCAAGUUCCAGCACUGGGUCCAGCAGUGGCUCCAGUUCCUCGUCUGCAUCAAGCCGUUCGGGCAGCUCCAGCACUUCCCGUAGCUCCAGCUCCAGCAGUUCUUCGGGCUCUCCAAGCCCUUCGCGGCGUAGACACGACAAUCGGAGACGGUCCCGUUCCAAAUCUAAACCACCCAAGAGAGAUGAAAAAGAACGGAAGAGGAGGAGUCCCUCACCCAAGCCCACAAAAGUUCACGUGGGGAGGCUUACCAGAAAUGUCACGAAGGAUCACAUCAUGGAAAUAUUUUCUACCUACGGAAAGAUCAAGAUGAUUGAUAUGCCAGCAGAUAGGCUCAACCCGCAUCUUUCCAGGGGCUACGCCUACGUAGAGUUUGAAAAUCCAGAUGAUGCUGAAAAGGCCCUGAAACACAUGGAUGGAGGUCAAAUCGAUGGGCAGGAGAUUACCGCCACAGCUGUCUUAACUCCUCGACCAAGACCUCUCCCCAGGCGUUUUACCCCUCCCAGAAGGAUGUUGCUACCGCCCCCUAUGUGGCGCCGCUCGCCACCACGCAUGAGGAGAAGAUCCAGGUCUCCCAGGCGCAGAUCCCCAGUUCGCAGGCGAUCCAGAUCCAGAUCUCCAGGCCGGAGGCGUCACCGCAGCCGAUCCAGUUCCAAUUCUUCUCGAUAAAAGCACAGGACUAGGCAGCUGUGGGGUUGUUUUUUUUAAAGUUCAAAGUGCACCCAUUUAAAAUGGUAUCUUUUUUUAAGACAAAAAAUUUGGAAAGAAUAAAGCAAAGGGACCGUUGAGAAAUGAUUAAAAACUAGCUAAGACUCUUGCAUCUGGUAGGGUGGAGUUGUUCCUUGGGUUCUGACAUUCUCAAAAAGAAUUUGGUUAUUUUAGACACAAAUCUUUACAACUCCCGAGAAAAUUGGUUGCUUCUCAGACACGCCCAAAUGGCUUGGACACGUAUCUCAGUGUCAAAAUGUCUUUGUCCCCUUUCACUAAAUCAGUAAAUUUUUAUACCCCCACUUUGUUUCUAAUUCUCCUGCCAGCCCAAAGUUACAUUUUGGCUGUUGGCAGUAUUGGUUGCUGAAUCUGUGACAAACUGAAAACACCCCUUAAAUUAAAUCUUGUUAGAAAAAAAAAAAACCCAGUUCCUGCCAACGACGCUGUAAAUCUUUUGCUUUUUAGAAGAUGUGCAAAACACACAAGCUGAAAAAUCGUAUUUUCCUGAUCUCUGUUUGGGAGGUGGGUGGGAGCAAGGAUUUUGUGAUUUGGAAUAACCGAGGUUCAGUUUCUAAUAGGCCAGACAGCCUUCGGCCUGUUGUACAGUCAUUACUAUAAAGUUUGAUUUUUGUAUAACUUGGUGGCAUCUUGUAGUCAUGUUGUGUUUGUACUUGUGUAGAAUGACAAAUAAACCAGUAAGGUUUAGGGUGUGAA
Molecule: messenger RNA, 1817 nt
Organism: Protobothrops mucrosquamatus (brown spotted pit viper)
Lineage: Eukaryota; Metazoa; Chordata; Lepidosauria; Squamata; Viperidae
Gene: RNPS1
Product: RNA binding protein with serine rich domain 1
Exons: 8
Coding region: 141-1064 (307 amino acids)
Biological process (GO): mRNA splicing, via spliceosome
Cellular component (GO): cytoplasm; ASAP complex; nucleoplasm
Molecular function (GO): RNA binding
Source: RefSeq, a predicted model, not a curated record